Molecule: messenger RNA, 2030 nt
Organism: Xylona heveae TC161
Lineage: Eukaryota; Fungi; Ascomycota; Xylonomycetes; Xylonales; Xylonaceae
Product: DHH phosphoesterase
Exons: 2
Coding region: 281-1849 (522 amino acids)
Cellular component (GO): cytoplasm
Molecular function (GO): exopolyphosphatase activity
Source: RefSeq, a predicted model, not a curated record
CCCAACCCGCCAACAGCUUAGCUUAACGGUCCGCAAACCACAUCAGAAGAAACUUUUAUCAUUUAUCAAAACAACAACAAACCCUGCACAUACGUACAGACAUACGUACAGGGGUUUUCAGGGUGUUGGGUUCUUUCUGAAGAAUACGAAGCUACAUGAUAUUGUAACAUUGUCCGAAGUCCGCGAAACAACACAAGACCCCGAGAGCCCGAGAGCUUUAUUAGCGGUUUGAGAGAGGGACAUAUUUACAGAGGUACAAAACAAAAGGACUGCAAGGGCAAUGGCAUUCCCGCGGAACUCGAUUCGGAAUUUCCUGAUUCAUGCCAAGGCGGCGCUGAAGACGGCGAUUGAGAAGAAGGAUAAAGUUACGUUGGUGGUGGGGAAUGAAAGUGCUGACCUCGACUCACUCACCGCCUCCCUUCUCUACGCCUACGUGCGCUCGACCUCCCCGCCCUCAUCCGCAUUCACUCCGCUGUACAUCCCACUCACCAACCUCCCUGCCUCUUCUCUACGUCUGCGGCCCGAGUUCUCCGCGCUCCUUCCCCACGCCAACCUCACCCCCUCGCAGCUCAUCACGCUCGACGACCUCCCGCCCUUAUCCAAAAUCUCCGAGGCUCUGCCGCCGGAAAACACACGCUGGAUUCUCGUCGACCACAACGCCCUCCAGGGCCAGCUGGGGGCUAUCUAUUCCCGCCAAGUCGCAGGGGUGAUUGACCACCACGCCGAAGAAAACGCUGUUCCGCAGGAGACAGGGGGCGAGCCACGCAUCGUGACAAAAGCAGGCAGCUGCACGAGUUUGGUCACAGAGUACUGCGCCGAUGCAUGGGAAAGUCUGGCGUCCCUUGCGCCUGACGCGCUUGUAUCGUCGUCCUUGGGCGUGGCGGGCUCUGGGCCAGUGCCAGGUCCAGGCGCAGCAGGCGUAAAUAGUACCGUCGCGCAGGGCGAUACAGCGAGCAUCCCUCCCGCAGAGGACGUGAGUCGGACGCGCAUCUGGGACGCAGAGGUGGCGCGGCUCGCGCUCGCGGCGGUCUUGAUCGAUACGUAUAACCUCACCGACGAGUUCAAGGUCACGCAGCAUGAUACGGCGGCGGCGACGUAUUUGGAGGCGAAGAUUCAACUUGCGCCGUUGUUGCCUGUCUCUGCUGCGGCUAUUUCUGCUGGUGCGUCUUCAUUUAUCGGUGAAAGUGCCGAUGGAGCUGCAGCUGCAGCUGGUGGUGCUGUGUUUGACAGAACAGCCUUCUUCAACGAAAUCAACACUGCAAAACAAAGCAUCGACAGCUUGAGCCUCGCUGAGAUUUUCGAAAAGGAUUACAAGCAGUGGGCCGUUAAGUCCACCCACGAGACCACAGGCCAACAACAACGAGAAAUAAGACUAGGCAUAAGCUCCGUAGUCAAGCCUAUUCCGUAUCUCCUCGAAAAGGCACAGUCCGAGUCCAACCGUGAAACGGACGACAAGGCAUCUCAGUCUGCAGGCGUGGAGCACUUUUUAGAUUCCAUUCGCGCAUUCGCGUCCGAUCCAGCGCGCAACUUGUCCGUAUAUGCCAUCAUGACGGCCUAUUCGUCCCCGACCACGGGCGAGUUUGAGCGAGAACUGUUCGUGUGGGCGCUCGACCCGCCUACUGUGCCCGCGGUGGAAAAGUUUGUGCACACUGCGUCUGGUCAGCUGAGGUUAGAGGACUGGAGGAAUACUACCGAGACAGGAGGACAGGAGACAACGAGUUUGGAAGAGGUACCCUCGGAGGAAUCAGAGGGUACGCAGAAGCAGACGUUGAGAAAGGUGUGGUUCCAGCGGGACUUGAGCAAGAGCCGGAAACAAGUUGCGCCGUUGUUGCGAGAUGCGUUGGUUUGAAGCGUAUCUUAUUUGGUAUUCGUCUUCAUCUCUCACUAUAUAUUUCAUCUUUUAUAUUUCGUAUUUCGUAUUUAAAUUCCAUUUAGUUCUAUUUUAUCCCUCUUCUUAUGAGUAUAAUAUAUUUGAUUACCCUAGCAGUUAUAUCUCAUCUGAAAUAAACGAAAAAAAGAAAAGGAACGCC